CUUUCAUCCCUUUCUCCCAAUUUUACCCUCAAUUCAUUGUCAGUCGCCCACAAUUUAUUCACUUGUUCAAUACAAUUUCAUUUCAUGAUUAAAACCUUUCAACUUUCUUCAAUCGAAAUAACCCCCAAUCAAUUCUGAACACUAAAAUUAAUUGAAACCCUUUCAAGUUUCUUCAAUUAAAACUUUCGUGAAAUGUUACCAUGGCGAUUAAAGGAGUAUUUCAAGGGGCAAUACCCUAUUGAAGAUGCUAAACCCACACUCUCUCACCACCACUGGUUCCAGAAUUGCCUCAUACCUUCUUCAUUCACGUAUCAAACUCAGGUUCUCAUCUACUUUCUUCAAUUUCAACUUCUUGAUGUUUAAUCCUGGUUUGUUUGCUUAUGCAGGGUGUUUAUUCACGAGGGAAGAUACAUUCUGAGCUUAUUUUCACAACUCGAAAGACCCUCUCUCUCACUGUUUGAAGAUCACCGGAGCUUCGCUGGAGGAACCCAAAGUUGCCGGAAAAACCCUCUUGCUCUCCAUCGUCGAGAGAGAAACGGGAGUGACAGAGAGGGAGAAGUAGGGAAGCGGUCGGUGGUUUCUGAAGGCAAUCGGAUCUUCUUCCCAAUCAAUGAAAACAGAAGGUUGCGGAGGCGGCGUCUAGGAGUUCGGAUUUCUUUCCUCCGGCCAUCUGACUGACGUUCAGCUGUUGUAGUUCCAGUGAAGUUGAUAGCAAAGCAUGGUAAAAGUGAAAAAGGCAUUCAAUCUGAGACAAACAAGGAUGUGUAAUGCACUUGUUGAUCAAGAGGAUCAUAGCAAGAGGAAGAACUUUUUGAUCAAGUUGGUGAUUGUUUGGGUACUCUACUUAUGACCUUUAAGGCUCCAUUUUUGCCUUUAUUUGAUGAAUUAUUACCGUACUUGAUGCCUAUGUGGGGAAAAGAUAGGACCGAUGAGGAGAAAAGAAUAGCUAUUUGCAUAUUCGAUGACGUUGCUGAGCAUUGUGGAGAUGCAGCUGUAAAAUAUUAUGGUACUUUUCUACCAUUUGUGCUGGAAGCAUGCAAUGAUACAAGCACGGAUAUCCGCCAUGCUGCUGUUUACAGGGUUGGCAUGUGUGCAGAGUAUGGUGGAGUUGCAUUCAGACCAUAUGUUGGCGAGGCUCUUUCUAGAUUGGAUGUUGUCAUAAGACGUCCCGAUGCAUUACAUCCAGAUAAUGUAAUGGCUUAUGACAAUGCUGUUUCAGCUCUUGGCAAGAUUUGGCAAGUUCACCGUGAUAGUAUUAAUGUUGCUCAGGUUGUUCCUGCAUGGCUAAACUGCUUGCCAAUAAAAGGUGACUUGAUUGAGGCUAAAGUUGUGCAUGAUCAGCUUUGCUCAAUGGUGGAAAGGUCUGAUGGAGAAUUGUUAGGGCUUAACCAUCAGUAUCUUCCAAAGAUAGUUGGAGUAUUUGCAGAUGUUCUUUCUGCUGGUAAAGAUUUGGCUUCUGAAGAGACCGCUACUCGAAUGAUCAAUCUUCUGAGGCAGCUUCAGCAAACAUUACCACCAUCUGCCAUGGCAUCAACUUUGUCAUCGUUACAACCUCAACAACUUGCUCUUCAAUCCGUUCUCUCAUCCUAGAGGUUUAUAAAAUCAUAUCUUUAUUCAUCUGUUUGGGGUGUGUAUUAUUUGUUUUUAUCCACAACAUAUACUUGAAAUUGAGUUUUGCAUGCAUUAUAUUCAUACCCAUAUUAUCAA
Helianthus annuus (common sunflower) is the source of this 1707-nucleotide messenger RNA. Its product is annotated as importin-5. The record is from RefSeq and is a predicted model, not a curated record. NCBI's taxonomy places the organism in Eukaryota, Viridiplantae, Streptophyta, Magnoliopsida, Asterales, Asteraceae. Gene Ontology annotation, cellular component: nucleus; cytoplasm. The transcript is spliced from 12 exons. Gene Ontology annotation, biological process: protein import into nucleus. Gene Ontology annotation, molecular function: nuclear import signal receptor activity; protein binding. Bases 847 to 1590 code for a protein of 247 amino acids.